CACUUGUUCGGUCCGAUUUUGGACCGGUGAUCAGCCAUAGGUCGGACAGUUUGUGGUAGAGAAUUAAGCUCACCUUAUAUUUUCUCCUCUAUCGCGCCUUAUCAGUAAGCUCUAAGAAAAAGCUUCAAUGGCUACUCUGAGCUUCAACCCUACCAAAUUCAGAGACCAAAAAGCAUCAAUCCCUUACAAACCCAUUUCCAAUUUCACUUCUUUUUCCCAACCCACCAAAAUUUCAUGUACCUCAACCCCUCAUAAUCUAUCAACCUCUCCCCUUAAAACCUCAUCAAAGUGUAGCAAACGACACCGUUUCCAGCUGAUCAAUUCAGUCUCUGAAAGCUCAAUUUCAUCCCCUGUCGAGGAAGCUGAAACAAUUGAAGAAGAUGAUAAAGUUGAAGAUGACCCGACUGCAGAAAUGAGCUUUCUUGACCCGGGAACUGAACCCGAAAACAUAACGGAAUGGGAAUUGGAUUUCUGCUCAAGACCCAUACUUGAUAUAAGGGGUAAAAAGAUAUGGGAACUUGUUGUUUGUGAUGAUUCUUUAUCUCUCCAAUACACAAAGUAUUUCCCAAAUAAUGUUAUUAAUAGCGUCACUUUGAAGAAUGCAAUUGUUGCCAUAUGUGACGAUUUGGGUGUCCCUCUUCCUGAGAAAAUUCGAUUUUUCAGGUCUCAGUUGCAGACCAUUAUAACCAAGGCAUGCAAGGAACUCGGAAUCAAACCUAUCCCAAGUAAAAGGUGCUUAUCGUUGCUUCUAUGGUUGGAAGAACGGUAUGAGACGAUUUAUACACGGCAUCCAGGGUUUCAGAAAGGAGCAAAGCCGCUUAUGGUGUUAGAUAACCCUUUUCCUAUGGAACUUCCUGAGAAUCUGUUUGGGGAGAGAUGGGCAUUUGUCCAGUUGCCUUUUUCAGCGGUGCGAGAGGAGGUGUCAACCUUGGAGAAGAAAUUUGCAUUUGGUGCAAGCCUAGAUUUGGAUUUGCUUGGGAUUGAUAUCGAUGAGGAAAUACUGAUUCCUGGUUUAGCUGUUGCAUCUUCACGUGCCAAACCGUUAGCAGCUUGGAUGAAUGGAUUGGAAGUCUGCUCCAUUGAAGCAGAUACAGCACGGGCAAGCUUGCUGUUAUCCGUGGGGCUUUCCACCCGGUAUAUUUAUGCUACAUAUAAGAAAACACCUGUCACAACACAAGAAACUGAGGCAUGGGAAGCAGCUAAGAAGGCUUGUGGAGGCUUGCAUUUCCUUGCCAUCCAAGAGGACCUUGACUCUGAUGAUUGUGUUGGCUUUUGGCUCCUACUAGAUUUGCCACCACCCCCUGUAUAACUAUAACCCCUUUUAUUUUCUCAAUGACAAACCCGGCUUUUUGUUUCAUUUAUGACAAUGGAUCAUCUUAGGCAUUGUGUCUUACAAACAAACAACAUGUCAUUGUAAACAAUAGUAGCACCAACACUCGAGUAUUUGUAUUUUGUGACCAAUACUAAUGGGCAUUAAACUUGUCAACUCCAAA
Spinacia oleracea (spinach) is the source of this 1493-nucleotide messenger RNA. RefSeq names its product protein TAB2 homolog, chloroplastic. The transcript has 5 exons. The record is from RefSeq and is a predicted model, not a curated record. NCBI's taxonomy places the organism in Eukaryota, Viridiplantae, Streptophyta, Magnoliopsida, Caryophyllales, Amaranthaceae. Gene Ontology annotation, molecular function: RNA binding. Bases 128 to 1309 code for a protein of 393 amino acids.